Orbicella faveolata is the source of this 436-nucleotide messenger RNA. Its product is annotated as nuclear inhibitor of protein phosphatase 1-like. Lineage: Eukaryota; Metazoa; Cnidaria; Anthozoa; Scleractinia; Merulinidae. Gene Ontology annotation, molecular function: protein binding. The record is from RefSeq and is a predicted model, not a curated record.
CAAGAUGGCGGCUAACAAGACUUCUGCCGCGAACAAUCCUCCAUUUGAUGUUCCUAGUUGGGCAGGUAAACCGCCGCAGGGACUUCACUUAGAUGUCAUGAAACAGAAUAAUUUAGUUGAGAAAAUGAUCAUUGAUCAGAAGUCGUACUACUUGUUUGGAAGAAACAAGGAAGCUUGUGAUUUCACAUUGGAACACACAUCAUGUUCUCGUGUUCAUGCUGCUCUGGUUUUCCAUAAACAUCUCAACCGAACAUUUCUGAUUGACCUCAAGAGUAGUAAGUGUUUGUAAUUUCUUAUUUUGACGAAUGUUGCAGUUGACUGAAGUCUAUUCAACAUGAGUGUUUUUGCCAUUGUCUUCACUGCUCAUUCUUAACCAAGGUGUGUCAAAAUCUCAAUGGUUAAUUGACAACCAUUAUCCUUACUGUCAAACAAACAA